Messenger RNA from Prunus armeniaca (apricot), 2226 nucleotides. NCBI's taxonomy places the organism in Eukaryota, Viridiplantae, Streptophyta, Magnoliopsida, Rosales, Rosaceae. The record is from the annotation of a GenBank genome assembly.
AUGGAAGCAUGCAAUUGUGUCGAGCCACAAUGGCCAGCUGAUGAAUUGCUGAUGAAGUAUCAGUACAUUUCGGAUUUUUUUAUUGCACUUGCUUAUUUCUCCAUCCCUCUGGAGUUGAUCUACUUUGUCAAGAAAUCCGCAGUGUUUCCAUACAGAUGGGUCCUUGUUCAGUUUGGUGCUUUCAUUGUAUUGUGCGGAGCUACGCAUCUUAUCAACUUAUGGACUUUUAGCAUGCAUUCAAAAACUGUGGCCAUAGUAAUGACCACUGCAAAGGUUUUAACUGCUGUGGUGUCAUGUGCAACUGCCCUCAUGCUUGUACAUAUUAUUCCUGAUUUAUUGAGUGUUAAAACUAGGGAACUAUUCUUGAAGAACAAGGCUGCAGAGCUCGAUAGAGAAAUGGGUCUUAUUCGUACACAAGAGGAAACUGGUCGACAUGUCAGGAUGCUGACCCAUGAGAUCAGAAGCACUCUUGAUAGGCAUACUAUACUUAAAACCACACUUGUCGAAUUAGGUAGAACUUUGGCAUUGGAAGAGUGUGCCUUGUGGAUGCCGACACGUACUGGCUUAGAGCUUCAACUAUCCUAUACACUCCGUCAGCAGAAUCCAGUAGGAUAUACUGUACCCAUUCAUCUUCCUGUGAUCAAUCAAGUAUUUAGUAGCAACCGCGCUUUAAAAAUAUCUCCAAAUUCUCCAGUGGCAAGAAUGAGGCCACUUGCAGGAAAGCACAUGCCAGGGGAGGUGGUUGCUGUUCGUGUCCCUCUCCUCCAUCUCUCUAACUUCCAAAUUAAUGACUGGCCAGAGCUCUCAACGAAACGCUAUGCUUUGAUGGUCUUGAUGCUUCCCUCUGAUAGUGCAAGGCAAUGGCAUGUCCAUGAGUUGGAACUGGUUGAAGUAGUUGCUGAUCAGGUGGCAGUUGCUCUGUCACAUGCUGCAAUAUUAGAAGAGUCAAUGAGGGCAAGGGAUCUCCUUAUGGAGCAAAAUAUUGCACUUGAUCUGGCCAGGAGGGAAGCGGAAACUGCAAUUCGUGCUCGCAAUGAUUUCUUGGCUGUUAUGAACCAUGAGAUGAGAACUCCCAUGCAUGCAAUUAUUGCCCUUUCUUCCUUGCUGCAGGAAACUGAGUUGACACCUGAGCAGCGCCUGAUGGUGGAAACAAUCUUAAAGAGUAGUCACCUUUUGGCUACCCUCAUAAAUGAUGUAUUGGAUCUUUCAAGGCUUGAAGAUGGCAGCCUUCAGCUUGAGAUAGCAACUUUUAACCUCCACUCUGUAUUCAGAGAGGUUCAUAAUUUGAUUAAGCCUGUUGCAUCUGUCAAAAAGCUAUCGGUUUCAUUAAAUUUAGCCGCAGAUUUGCCAGUACAAGCCGUAGGUGACGAAAAGCGCCUCAUGCAAAUUGUUCUAAAUGUUGUUGGGAAUGCUGUGAAGUUCUCCAAAGAAGGGAGCAUCUCAAUCACAGCUUUUGUUGCAAAAUCAGAAUCUUUAAGAGAUUUCCGUGCUCCUGAGUUUUUUCCGGUGCAAAGUGAUAAUCACUUUUAUCUGCGUGUACAGGUAAAAGAUUCGGGAUCAGGAAUAAAUCAGCAGGAUAUUCCAAAGCUAUUUACCAAAUUUGCCCAAACUCAGUCAUUAGCUACUCGAAAUUCUGGUGGUAGCGGACUUGGCCUUGCAAUUUGUAAGAGGUUUGUAAAUCUUAUGGAGGGGCAUAUCUGGAUUGAAAGUGAAGGUCCUGGAAAGGGAUGCACUGCCAUUUUCAUUGUGAAACUUGGAUUUGCAGAGCGUUCAAAUGAAUCUAAGCUGCCUUUUGUGACUAAGGUGCAAGCAAAUCAUGUACAAACGAACUUUCCAGGGUUGAAAGUCCUUGUCAUGGAUGAUAACGGGGUCAGCAGGUCAGUGACAAAGGGACUCCUUGUGCACCUGGGAUGUGAUGUAACAACUGUAAGCUCAAUUGAUGAGUUCUUGCACGUUAUUUCGCAAGAGCACAAGGUGGUGUUUAUGGAUGUGUGCAUGCCUGGAAUUGAUGGUUACGAACUUGCUGCCCGGAUACAUGAAAAGUUUACAAAACGUCAUGAACGGCCAGUAUUAGUAGCACUUACUGGAAAUAUAGACAAGAUGACAAAGGAGAACUGCAUGAGGGUUGGUAUGGAUGGAGUUAUACUGAAACCUGUCUCAGUUGAUAAAAUGAGGAGUGUUUUAUCGGAACUGUUGGAGCAUCGAGUUUUAUUUGAGGCUAUGUAA